Molecule: messenger RNA, 1629 nt
Organism: Clonostachys rhizophaga
Lineage: Eukaryota; Fungi; Ascomycota; Sordariomycetes; Hypocreales; Bionectriaceae
Source: the annotation of a GenBank genome assembly
AUGGCAUGGAAAGAGAUCGCAGAGGCUGAGAAAAGCCGCAUCGACAACACCAUUCCCCAAGAAUGGCGGGUCUCAAUCGCGCAAGACAGAAGCAAUUUUGAAACGCUCCCCAGAAACAGCAAGAUCUUGACGGAUUCUGAAAUUGAAAUCACCGAAAGCCCUGCUGUGGACCUUGUUCGCGAAUUGGCUACGGGGAAACUCACGAGUGUGGCCGUGACUACUGCGUUCUGCAAACGCGCGGCGCUGGCUCAUCAACUGACCAAUUGUUUUCAUGACUUUUUCCCCGAGCUUGCUCUAGCUCGAGCCAAGGAACUUGAUGCAUAUUUCGACAAGCACAAGGCGCCGGUUGGCCCCCUUCACGGCCUGCCGAUCUCACUCAAGGACCAGUGUCGCGUCAUUGGCCGCGUCACCCACAUGGGCUAUACUGCCUGGGUAGGCAAGACGGACAAUGAGAUGUCAGUCUUGACUCAAUUGUUGUGGAAUGCUGGCGCAGUUUUCUAUGUCAAGACGAGUGUGCCGCAGAGUCUCAUGGUGUGCGAGACAGUCAACAACAUCAUCGGUCGUACAACCAAUCCCCGUAACAAGGACUGGUCUUGUGGAGGCAGUUCGGGCGGAGAAGGAGCCAUUGUCGGCUUCAGAGGGGGCGUCAUUGGUAUCGGGACAGAUAUCGGUGGCUCGAUCCGUGUGCCGGCGGCCUUCAACAACCUUUAUGGUCUGCGCCCCAGUCAUGGCCGGCUGCCAUAUGCAAAGUUGGCAAACAGUAUGGAGGGCCAAGAGACUAUUCACAGUGUUUGCGGUCCGCUGGCUCAUAACACUGCCGACUUGAAACUGUUGGUCACGGCUGUUCUCAGUCAAAAGCCAUGGGAGUUUGAUUCCAAGGUUGUUCCUCUGCCAUGGCGAUCCGACGAGGAAAAGAUCAUUCAGUCAAAGGCGGCCGCCCGUCAAUUGCACUUUGGGUUUUAUUCGUGCGACGGUAAUGUUUUACCGCAUCCACCUAUUCUGCGAGGUGUACAGACCGUUGUCGACAAACUGCAAAGCGCAGGACAUACAGUUAACCCUUGGACGCCCAUUGAUCACACAUUUGCUGUGAACUUGGCCAACAAGGUCUAUGCAUCGGACGGUGGUGUAGACGUUCACAAGACGCUGGAGGAAUCUGGCGAGCCACCUAUUCCCAACUUCGCCGACCUGCUGAACCCCAGCCUUCCAAAGGCGACGAUGAAUGAACUUUGGGACGUACAGCUCCAGAAAUGGAACUAUCAGUGCAAGUACCUAGAGGCUAUCCGUGCCUUUGAGACGAAACAUGGCAGAGAACUGGAUGCCAUCAUUGCGCCGAUUACACCCACGGCUGCCGUUCGUCACAACCAGUUCAAGUACUAUGGUUAUGCCACUGCCAUAAAUGUACUUGAUUUCACAAGUGUCGUGGUUCCCGUCACCUUUGCUGAUAAGAACAUUGACACGGCAAACGGACAAUUCAAGCCAUUGAAUGAUAUGGAUGCACUUGUCCAGAGUGAAUAUGACGCGGAGCAAUAUCAUGGAGCGCCUGUCGCAGUCCAGAUCAUUGGUCGUCGGCUGACGGAGGAAAGAAUUCUGGCUAUUGCAGAGGAGGUUGGAAAACUGCUCAAAGCCUAA